ACCAGUCAAACGCGUUGUGCUGCGUUGAACGUUCUCUGCGGAAAUCGCAAGCCAAGUCAGUCACAGCGUCAUUCAUAUUCGUCGUAUUUGCCGGUUGUGAGCGAAGUUUCGUUUGUAUAUUUUUGUGUUUCAUUUUUGUGGACUUCAUCCCCGAAAAACUACCUCACGCACAUAUCGCACCACAUCAACAUAGGACGUUUCCCCUUCUGCGGAAAUUUUGAAAGAAAAUAGCAGCUCACUGAAGAAAGAAAAGAGUGAAAUUGUGUAGAAUGUGUACCGAUUUUGGGGUAGAAAUGGGAAUUUGCCAUCUCAGCCUCAAAAAGUGUUCAAUCAAAUAGGGAAAAAUGCAAAUGCGAUUGCACACAUACGCAUCGACAAGUUGUAUGUAUUAGCGUUUGCGGCGAUUCAACUUGUGUCGAAGAAGACAAGAAAUAAAGUUCAUAGAAACCACAAAAUAAUUCUAACAAAACAGUUGCUAUUUGGACACGGUUAGCAUCAGACCUUCGUCGAUUAGUUGAUUCUUAGACAAUUUGAGUAUAGAAGGUGGCUAAUAAAAACUAAAAAUAAAGAGGUGAACUAUGUAUUUCUUCAAAUACCAACUCGUAUAAACUAAAAAGAAGAAGAAAAAAAAACAAUAUAAUAAAGACACCUGUGUGCGUAGUGGCGGCACAGGAAGGAACUGCGUUGGUACUUCAGACACGCCAGCUAAGAUACGCGCCUACAAAUACAAAGCACACGCACUACUUAUUUCACCACUUAAUAGUGCAAAGACAGUUUAAGUGAUACCAAAAACAAAAAUAAUACAAAAAACACACAUUCAUACAUAAAUACAUAUCCGUCUACGAUACGAAAUUGAUUAGAUUCUAAACGUCUGAAAUCUCGAUCAUUAAUACCGUCCACAUAGCAUACAUAUGUAGCAUAAGUACAUACAUCCAUGUAUAUAUAUGUACAUACAUACAUAUAUGUAUAUCAAAAAGUAACAACAAAGCAUAAUCAUUAGUAAACAUUAUCGAGUAGUAGCCAGCGCAUCGAGGUGUUUUGUGGGCAUACAUCUUAUCGGCCGUUUAGUUUUCUGCGAAACAUAAACGUGUCCAGGUCACACGCUCACUAAUGAACGCUCCAAGUAAUACCAUUCGAAUUUACAACUACUUACGUGUAUGUACAUAUGUGCAGCGAAAUAGAAUCUAACAUACAUAUAUUGCACGCGCUUACGAGCCACGAAAAAGCGCCCAUUUAUGUAGAACUCUACGCGAAUGUCAAAAAAUAUAACUCUUAAAAACAAAAACAAUAAAUGUUUCAAUUGCUAAAAAAAGCCUUGAGUGAAAACAAGUGCAACAAUUCACCACUGACACUAAGAUUAUUAUUAUUUUUUUUUUUAAAUAACAAUAACCCCUUGCAAAAGCAAAAUACUACCGUACAUAAUUCGUGAAAAUGGUUAUGUCGGAGCUACGUUGGAGCACAGGACCUAAAGACAAUAAUAAUUCGUUGAAGCAUGAUUUGUUGAGGACACCUACAAGUGGGCAUAUUAUGCAGAAUAGAUAUAUCAGUCGUUUGACUCGAUCGCCAUCGCCCCUGCAAUAUGCUGCCUCUGAUUGUGGGGAUAAUAAUUCGGCGACAGGGAAUUCAAGCGAUCGUUGUUUGUCCCCCCAAAGUCCGACAGCAUUUGCCACGCCACACGAAGAACACCAACAACAUCAUCAACUGCCCACUCUCAAGUCUCACUUGUUGGAUGUUUUGCACCGCUCUGACAAUGCGCAGGAGGGAAAAUUCUCCGCCGCACAAGAUGUUGAGCCUAUGAGAGACAUAGAGUCAGGUGCGCUCAAUUUGACCAGUGAAAGUUCUCGACAAAGCUUACAAUCGCCAUCGCCGUCUUUGAAGUCGUUGCGCGCCAGUCGUACGUCACCAGCAAUAACAACCGGUGAUUCUGCGGCUGUGCCCCUCUCCAACAACACAUAUCCCAUGCCAAACUUCUCAACACAACAGGCCCAAUUGGCUGCGGCGGCGAGCGCAAGCCUGAGCCUAGGUAGUCCGCUAUUUUCCCUCCCGCUCAGCACAUCGAUUUCCCCGCAAGACUUCACGCAGUUCCAGCAAGCGUUGCAACAACAGCAGACCGCUUUGCAUCAGCAGUUCCAAAAUUAUAUCGAUAUAUUGCGCAGCGGUGCGUUAGGGAUACCGCCCGAUGAUCCAAGCAUGGCCACUCAAGUCGCCGCAGCACAGUUCCUAUUUCACAGUCGCAUUCAAGCGCUCACACAAGCCACGCAACAGUUACAAUCACUGCAGAAGCAGCAGGAGCUGCAAAAACAGCCGCAUCUCCAUGCAUCACAACAACAACCAUUAGAAGAAACGCCGAAAUCUCGCAGUAUGCACACUUCUACGCCCACUCACACGCCCUUACAUAGUCCGGCAUCAUCGCCGUUGCCACUCCACACGAAUUUCAAUACCAGCACCCACAGUCAAAUAACGCCGCCCAAUCCAGGCACUAGCCUCAAGGUCAGCGGGAUACUUACACCGAACACUAUCAGUGGAGCCCCACAAACUCCCCAAAUGCUAAAACAUGCUGCUGGUGCGGCUCAGCGUUUAGGCGGUGAACCGUCGCCGGAAGAGACUACCGAUCUUGAGGAGCUGGAGCAGUUCGCCAAGACAUUCAAGCAACGACGCAUAAAGUUGGGCUUCACGCAAGGCGAUGUUGGCUUAGCCAUGGGCAAAUUGUACGGAAAUGAUUUCUCGCAGACGACGAUAUCGCGUUUUGAAGCAUUGAAUCUGAGCUUUAAGAAUAUGUGUAAGCUGAAGCCGCUGCUACAGAAAUGGCUGGAAGACGCAGAUCGUACGAUACAGGCGACCGGAGGAGUUUUCGAUCCUGCUGCCCUGCAAACAGUGAGUACACCGGAAGUUAUGGGUCGGCGGCGAAAAAAGCGUACGUCUAUUGAAACCUCAAUACGGGGAGCGCUAGAGAAAGCCUUCAUGAUGAAUCAGAAGCCGACAAGUGAAGAAAUCAGCCAACUGGCCGAUCGUCUAUGCAUGGAGAAAGAAGUGGUACGCGUUUGGUUUUGCAACCGACGACAGAAGGAGAAACGUAUCAACCCCUCAAUGGACAGUCCGACCGGUGACAAUGGCAGUGAAUCGCCCUACAUGAUGAUGAUGCACUAAAACACCCCUUCAAAUAGAGCAAAUGAAACAAAGUAAGAAUAUAACUAUUAAGUGUUUAAUUAGGCAAUCAAAGUAAAAUUUACAAAAGCGAAAAUUGAAAAUAAAAAAAUCUCCGUGCAGGUAUGGGUUUGUUUGUAGUCCAAAUAUAUACAUAUGUAUGUACAUAUGUAUUUUGAGCUUAAGAAGGUCUCAUUUUGAUACAAAAAAAAAUAAAAAUUUAUGUGCAUUCCUUAAUUGAAUAUUUUAUUAACAACUAAAUUCCUUUUUUUAAAUACAAUCUGAAGUUACCCUUGUGUGCAAGUUUAUUGAAAUAAGUUUAUGAAUCUAUGUUGUAUGUUCAUUUACAUAAUGUACAUAUGUACAUAUGUAUGUACGCAUGUGAAAAUUUAGUGAAAAGGGUAAAUAGUAUUAAAAAAAAUUGAGUUAUAUGUAUUUAUGUAAGCACCUACAUUACCAGCCAGUGUUGUGAGUGCGUUAGUGGGUAAUUUAGGCAUAAAAAAAGAAACAACUAAAACCAUAAAAACUUAUACUAAAUUAAGUGAAAAGUAAAUACAUGCAACCUUUAUAUUAAAAAAAAAAAAAAACAAAUAUUAUUUUCCAGGAAUGAACAGGGUAUGUAAAUACAUAAGCAUGACGACCACUAUAAUCUUACGUGACACUAUGUUAACUAUAAGUUAAAUGAAAACCACUAUAGUCAAGUUACGUUUAAAGUUUACUAGUAUAGAUAUUUUAAUGUAUGCACAUAUGUAUAUAUAUAUAUAUGUGUGUAAACUUCAUAUGUCCGUAGGUAUUAGGCACUUAGUAACUAACAGUAAGUUAGUAAC
Rhagoletis pomonella (apple maggot) is the source of this 3971-nucleotide messenger RNA. RefSeq names its product protein nubbin-like. Gene Ontology annotation, biological process: regulation of transcription by RNA polymerase II. Gene Ontology annotation, molecular function: DNA-binding transcription factor activity, RNA polymerase II-specific; RNA polymerase II cis-regulatory region sequence-specific DNA binding. NCBI's taxonomy places the organism in Eukaryota, Metazoa, Arthropoda, Insecta, Diptera, Tephritidae. Bases 1432 to 3147 code for a protein of 571 amino acids. The record is from RefSeq and is a predicted model, not a curated record. The transcript is spliced from 4 exons.